AUGGCUUCUCAAUAUGCAGCGGAGCUUUGCGCGCUCUUAGUUGAGGACAACUUUGGCGAGCUUUUUGCGCGCAUCUUUUCAAUUCUUCAACGUUAUGACCGAUUGUCCUUUCCUCGUCUCAAGUUCUAUUCGCGCCUGUCUGACCGUCAGCUCCGUCAUGGUCUCGCCGCGAUGAUCCAGCAUCACCUCAUCUAUCACUAUACCUCUUACGACGAGGGAGUCACCUACUACGAGCCCAACCCACAAGCUGCGUACUACUUAGUACGAUCCGGUAAAAUCCUCGCAUUCGUUCAAGACCGGCUAGGUAAGUAUGCGGCAACUGUCAUGUCCACCAUCAUGUUCCUCGGACAUGCUCAGAUCAGCCAUCUCGAGACACUGCCCGAGUUAAGACCUGGACAAUUGGAGGCGGACGGCAUCAAUGACGAUCUCGAAGGAGAGGGAGCGGGGGAACGAGUGAAUGGGCAUAACGUGGAUGGAGCCAUCGAACAGCCAGCUUUGCUUCAUCCGACAUUGAAGGCAUUGGCAUCCCAUGGAUAUUUGAUCCGGGUCCGAGAUGCGCAAUUUCAAAGUUAUGCAGACAACGCGCUUGAUGCUGAACGUGCAAUCAAGUCGCGGCCCGACGUCAAACAGAUGAAAGGCAAACGGCUCGAGGAAACGGUUCUAGAAGGCACACUUGCUAUGCUGAAGGAAAAAUUAGAUGGAGAUCUUACCCGUGGAUUGAUGCAUAACGGCCUACCGCGUGGUGCCAAGAGAAGGCCUGGUAGUGGGUCUGCGGACAAGAGUGCCCGGAUGGACUAUGACAUGGAGGACGAGGCUGAGGAGGAGAAUGAGUGGUCUGAUGACGACAUGGGAGGGGACGCAACUCCUAUGGAGUCCGGAAUAGUUGUCCGAGUCAAUUACGAGAAACUGGACGUUGCUCUGCGGAAUCGACGGUUCCUCGACCUUGCGGAGAUGCACGCGUCGUCGGCCACCGCCCAAGUCUACGAAUGUCUCCUGCGACGCAUUGAAUACCAGACCAAACAAUGUCGGGACAGCGUGGAAAUCCCUCGCGAAGGAGAAGAAGGCGAGCAAUACUCCGUUGCGAUUGCGCUGAGUGCGGUGACGGAAGAGGUCGACCCGCAGUUAGAUCUUGCGGGCUCCAUCGGCCCCAUGGAAACCCAGCAGCCUGUCAGCAAGCGUGGAAAGAGACCUUUAGACGACGAUGGAGUUAAUGGGACCAGCCAUCAAGACUCCGACGCCCCUAGCCGGACCUAUGAGAUCGACCAGCAUCUUAGUCUUCUCUCCCAACCCCCCUACAACUUGACCUCGAAGCGUGUCGUAUCCGGCCUCAUAACCUGGACAGUGGAGUUCCGACACCUGGCGCGUAAGCUGCGGCAUUUGGAACUCGAACGUGUCAUCGAAGCUCGCUACGGCGAUGUCGCUCUACGAGUGAUCCGCGUCCUCCACGCCAAGGGCAAACUCGACGAGAAGCGCCUCCAGGAAAUCAGCCUCCUUCCAUUUAAGGACUUGCGGCAGGUAUUAGCCAGCAUGCAGUCCGGCGGAUUUGUAGACUUGCAAGAAGUCCCGCGAGACGCACAGCGACAGCCGUCGCGUACAAUCUACCUAUGGUUCUACGAUCCGGACCGGAUCCGUGACAGCAUCUUGGAGGACACCUACAAGGCUAUGUCUCGGUGCAUGCAGCGCUUACGGUUCGAGCGGAGUCGACUCAAGGAAUUCCUGGAGAAGACUGAGCGCAGUGACGUCAAGGGGAACGAAGAGCGGUAUCUGUCCCCGGCGGAGCUCACCCUACUAGGGCAAUGGAGAAGCAAGGAGGCUUUACUGCUCGGCGAAAUCACCCGGUUGGACGAGAUGGUGGCAGUCAUGCGGGACUACUGA
This is a messenger RNA of Aspergillus aculeatus ATCC 16872, 1875 nucleotides long. Its product is annotated as putative DNA directed RNA polymerase III subunit Rpc82. Gene Ontology annotation, cellular component: RNA polymerase III complex. Gene Ontology annotation, biological process: DNA-templated transcription. The transcript has 4 exons. The record is from RefSeq and is a predicted model, not a curated record. The coding region runs from base 1 to 1875 and encodes 624 amino acids. Gene Ontology annotation, molecular function: single-stranded DNA binding. NCBI's taxonomy places the organism in Eukaryota, Fungi, Ascomycota, Eurotiomycetes, Eurotiales, Aspergillaceae.